This is a messenger RNA of Loxodonta africana (African savanna elephant), 3572 nucleotides long. It is a transcript of the gene IER2, whose product is annotated as immediate early response 2. NCBI's taxonomy places the organism in Eukaryota, Metazoa, Chordata, Mammalia, Proboscidea, Elephantidae. The coding region runs from base 151 to 819 and encodes 222 amino acids. The transcript has a single exon. The record is from RefSeq and is a predicted model, not a curated record.
UGGCAGCCGCCCCGGCAGAACGUCCUCGCAGUGUCACGGCGUGGGUUGGGUAUACGGAGGAAGGCGUGAGCGAACGCGUUGACUGCAGUACACCUCCAGUCUGUCCAGCCCGGGAGUCUCCUCCGCUUUCACCCCCGCCGUCGAGCCGCAAUGGAGGUGCAGAAGGAGGCGCAACGCAUCAUGACCCUGUCGGUGUGGAAGAUGUACCAUUCGCGUAUGCAGCGCGGUGGUCUGCGGCUGCACCGGAGUCUGCAGCUGUCGCUGGUCAUGCGCAGCGCCCGGGAGCUCUACCUCUCCGCCAAAGUGGAGGCUCACGAGCCUGAGAUGCCCUUGCCGACCGGCCGCUCGCCUGACCCUCGUCUGCAUCCGCCACGGGAACCGGAAGCCGCAACCCAGGCAGCGCCCCCCGACGGUGAGCCGCCCUCCCUGGAGCCCAUGGACACCCAGGAGACGCCGAGGGCCGAGGAGACCCCUUCCCGCUGCAGCCCGCGCCCCGCCAAAGCCGGCCGCAAGCGGCGGAGUAGCAGCCUGAGCGACAGCGGGGACACCGGACUAGUCCCGAGCAAGAAAGCCCGACUGGAAGAAGAGGACGCAAAGGAGACGCCUUCGGAGGUCCCCGAUCGCCUGCAGCCCCCUCCGGCGCAAGCGGAGGGCGCUUUCCCCAACCUGGCGCGGGUCCUACAGAGGCGCUUCUCAGGCCUCCUGAACUGCAACCCUGCUGCGCCCCCGACGGCGCCUCCAGCGUGCGAGGCGAAGCCGGCCUGCCGCCCGGCUGACAACAUGUUGAAUGUGCUCGUGCGGGCAGUGGUGGCCUUCUGAGGGCCCGAGUGGCGAGACCGGAGCCCAGAACGCAGGCCGAGCCGUCGGCCGGUGUGCGCGGACCGAGGCGAGGCUCCCCCUCCCUGGGGUGUGCCCGCGGAAACCGUAAAGGGGAGCCGCCGCCCGGGCUGCGGAGAGGCCCGGAGAGGGACUCUGCCCCCCGGGAGCCGUUGCCAGCUGUGCGCAGCGGCGGCGCGGAGGAGCUGGGGACGCGGGCGCCUACCGCUGAGACCUGCCGCGUCCACAGGUGCUGUUUUAACGGACUGGAACUCGGACCUUUCUCUCUCCUGGGACUGGGAAAAAGGGAAAGGGAGAAGUAGUUAUUUCCUCAGGGUCGGAUGUGAAUUUUUUUUUUUUUAAGCCGGAUCUAUGCUGCCCAUUCAAGAUUUCUCAGUAGGGGGUCUUUACGUUUCAACCUCAAAAUUCCAGGCACUUCCCUUCCCCCUCCCUGACAUACUUGUGCACGCGGUCAUCGUUGCGUCAUGGGGCAGACGUAAGGCGCUUCCUGUUGCCUUGCGUGGGUGUGGGGCCUAGGAGGAGGGUCUAGGGUGUGGGCCUGGCGGGGGAGUGGGAGGAGGGCCGCCUGAGUCACGUCGCCCCGAGCGUUAUGGGUUACUACCUGGGCUCCUGUGCCUUUGAGUGGGGACGGGGGCCGAUCUUAUUACAGAUGAAAAUUGUUCUCAUCUGGGGCAUUAGUGGUGGGGACUACGUUCUCAGACACUCGGACACAAUCCACCCACACGUUCCUGGUCUGAAUCACGAAAGGGUGGGGCGUGCAGAGCAGCUGUAGAGCUGAGCUGCGACCACUUGCUGGUGAGCCUUGGCUCCCGUUUUGGGAGGCGGGAUUCUUGCCAGGGUCUUUUCCGAGGGUCUGUUUACCUUUCCUGUGGUGGAUUCUGUUUAACUCCAUCUACCUGGCGUUUUGUUAGAAACGUCAGAUUGGAAAAUAAAGACCAUUUGAGUAAAGUUUGCUGCUUCUCUUUCUUCCCUGGCGGGGGAGGGGAGGAUUAGGGGUCAGGGGCUGGCGGGCUGGCGCGCUGGGGCCCCAGGAACCGGUCUGACUGGUUACCACGUGGGCGGGAGGGAGCUGGGCCCCUUUUCUUUGCCACAGCACUUGCCUGGAGUUCCACUCGGGCUCCCCGCUGGCCCCCAGAUUGGAAGACUAUCUCAAACUUCCCCUACAACUCCAGGAUGGGGAAAAGAGUGCUUUCCGAGUUCAACGUUUGGGGGGAAACUGCUGGUUACCGUGCCCCAAGCCGGUUUGGGGGACCACACUUCUUGUUGGGGGGAUUUGGAAAAAUGGCAUAUCUUUUCUCCCCGUCCUGACCUACUGAAUCGACUCUGGCAGUGGUCCAAAGGCCUGCUGUGGGCCAGAGCAGGUGCGCUUCAGAGCGAGUCCCUCACCGAGCAGUCUGAACCUAUUCCUGACGAUAUAACUGUAGCUCAGACAGGGAGGUGGCGCUCCCAGCCUCAGUUUCACUUGUAAAACGGACCUCUAAAGACCUUCCCGGCUAGGCUUUAGGAUUAGAAAUGUCCGUGGGAGGCCUAGUUAUUAUUAUUUUUUAGCUACCGCAUGAGAAAACCCUCUCGUUUCCCCAAUUCUCCCUUAGAAGAAGGGCUAUAGGCGUUACUCCAGGGCAAGGCGGGGAUCCGUCCGGAGGACAAAGGGGCCGCAGGUGGUGGGAGUGGAGACAGCGCCUCCGGGAAAGACCGCCCCGCCCCCCCACGGCAGAGCCGCCGGCCUCCCGCGACCGGAGGGACCUGACCCCGAGGCCGAGGGCAGAGGAAGAGGGGGCGGGCCCGUCCCGGAACACCCGCCCGGCCCUCUCGGGCCCCAGGCUCUCCUGCCCUGUCUACCCACCCUAUUCCCUCCUUUCUGCCAGCCCCACGCUCUCCUGGCCCUGACCGCGAGUCGCAGCCCGCAGCCCCAUAACGGACAAGGGCGGGGCGCCCUCCCAGUCCUGACACGAAGGAGAAUCUGGCCAAGCUCGCCUCCACUGUCCCCUGAGUUCUUCCCGGUGCAACAUGGGAGCCUUUGGCGCCACCCACGGCUUUUCCCAACUCACAACUCCCCAGUGGGACGUGAGGGGCGGGAGCCCCAUGCCCUUAAGUGGCUCAGUGCUUUCGCGACGGAGCAACUCCCCCGCGGGCCUGGCCCGGCCCCAGGAAGUCCCUGCGGCCGAGGAGGGGGCCUCGGCGGGUAUCCUGUUGCAGGAACCGCCAGGCCCUUCCUUCCGCGGGAAGUGGCUCAGCGGACCCCCACCCCCGACCAGGCAGCCGAGGGACUUCCGGUGCCUGGCGGGGGCGAAGCGAGGGCGGAGCGGGGGGGUGGGGGGAGGAGGCCUGGAGACGCUCGGGGGCGGGGGACUCGACGGGAGUAAGUGCGCGGGCACGGACACAUACACACACACACGCACCCACACGCAUACACACGCACACACCGUUAAAAUAACCCCCUACCAUACACACACACCCUUAAGAUAACCCCCUACCCAAGACCCCAUUUUCACCCACAGGAAUAGGUAAAAUUAAGAAGUCAUGACCACGUCUGACGAACAUGAGGUCUAAGAUUUUCAUGUGAUGAGUGGGCAGGCGGUCUGAAGGGUAAUGAAUUGGACAAUACUUGUGAAAACCGGAAAUGUCACCAAUUUCAGAGCCAGCGAUUGUUCAGGGAGCCUCAGGUCGGGACCUGGAGGUUCCAGAAGGGUGCUCGUUGCAGUGCUGUGUGAAAUAGGGAGAAAUUGGAAACCACC